Dendronephthya gigantea is the source of this 1863-nucleotide messenger RNA. RefSeq names its product ELMO domain-containing protein 3-like. The record is from RefSeq and is a predicted model, not a curated record. Lineage: Eukaryota; Metazoa; Cnidaria; Anthozoa; Malacalcyonacea; Nephtheidae. Bases 138 to 1601 code for a protein of 487 amino acids. The transcript has 5 exons.
ACACUUUUGUUUCGAAAAUUUUGUUCCGAAAAUUGUGACACUUCACCUUGCCGUACUACUAUAGUUUGCGUACGUUUAGAAAACCACAGAGCAAAACAGAUGUUUUAUGACAUCUAUCAAAGCCUUGUAUUUUCGCUAUGGGUGACCGAAAGAAGCUUUCAAGUUCAGUGUGUAGUGAUAAUGAAGACCAAAUCGAGAAAGAUGCGGAGAAGGCUUACAAAAACAUGUCUGUAGAAGCUCGAGUGUUUGGAAAUCUCGUUACCGGUGUUGAUGAUGAGGAAUUUGAACACGUCUGGGAAGAUGAGUCAGGUCAUAGUUCAGAAAAAUCAACCCAGAAACAGUCCAAAUCUUUAAGAGAAAGAAAGGACGAGGUGUACAGUGCUUCAACCGAUAGUCGAAGGGAUAGUGCUGCAGGCAGUACUGGGAUUUUGUCCCCCUCCAGCUUGGCUGGAUUUCAAACUGUCUCCUUAUCAGCUUUGCCAGGGAGCAGGUUAAGAAUUGAAAGGGCUUCCUCUGGAACAUCAAGUGAGGCUUCCAACAGUUCCAAUGAAACCGGUCAUAACACUGCCAUAUCUAAUCAUGAUUCAGCUGUGAUUGCUGCAAGUCAAAUGAAACCACGUGGCCUAGGAGGGUCUGGAAAUAAACCUGAAAUACUUGCUAUGGCUAAUCAUGUGAAUUCUUUAGAACAAGCCCAAGCUGAGUGGAAGAUGGUGGAAAAUAUUCAGACUGGGGGAAGUGAGACAGUUACAAGAUCUCCAGAAGUCCGGUUUUCUGAUGCACUUGAACAUUUUUGCAACUGCAGUUACCUUGAACAACACAUGUCACACAUCAAACCCACAGUACGUCAUAAAGGUUGUGCUGCCCUCACCCAUACACUGUUUGGACCACCAAGAAUGAAGAAGCAGUUAAACAAUGAACGAAAUCUUGUUUUUGCGCUUGCCUUAUGUAUGUUUGAUAAUGAUGAACAAAUGCACAACCAUGUGUUACAAACUAUAUAUAAACGCUUGGCAGGGACUAAGCUGGAUUGUCCACGUUAUGGAAAUCACUGGCAAGUCAUAGGUUUUCAAGGUAUGGACCCAUCUACAGAUCUUCGUGGAUGUGGUUUCCUUGGGUUAAUGAAUAUAUUAUAUUUGGUAACUGAACCCCGCGCACAUGUGCUUGCCACAAAUAUUUACAAACUUUCACUUCAUGAAACUCAGAAUUUUCCAUUCAGUGUUAUGUCCAUUAAUAUCACAAGAAUAGCUCUUCAAACUCUGAGAGAAGGAAAGCUCAACAGGGAAUGCAACAACAGGGGAACAGUAUUCGACGUCUUCAACGAAUUCUACGCUGGUGUAUUCUACAGGGUUUAUACGGUGUGGAAAAAUCAGAGAAAAACUAUAUCUGAUUCAGGAUUCGUGUUACGUGAAAUUGAAAAGUAUUGUAAAAAUCACACCAACGAGGUAUUACGAGACUUCUCUAAAGCCGUACUAGAGAAGAAACCCGCCGCAGUGAAGCAUGAAGAGAGCUCGACGUUUUCACGUAAUGGUUCAGAAAAGGUCGAGAGUUUCUCGGGAGUGUGUGAGAUUCAAGAAAAUGAAGAAGAAGAGGUUCAUUUGGUGUGAAGUUAAUCCAUGAUGGCUCAGUUGCUUCUAGUAACUUGCUUCUUUCUUAAGUUUUCCAAUCCAGAAUUGUUGUUUUAUGUGCAAACAUGAGCGGAUGUGACCUUGUAUUGAACGUGUUUUCAGAACGCUGUCGUUUCUUUGACAAAUAUGUAUCCAAAUCACUAAAAAAAAGAAGCAAGUUACGAAAAUUUUAUGAAGUUAUCGUUAUCAAGUAUGAUAAUAAUAGCAAUAGGAACUAGCUUGUGAACGUCUCUAAAUUAUU